AUGUUGGAAUCAGUCACAGCGAUCGUCACAGGACAGAUAGCUCCUGAAAUGAACGCAGUGGUCCUAUCGGUUAUGUUAGGAUGGAACGAUUCUCAAAACUGUUCUCAUGAUUAUAUGCUGCAGAAGGGGAUUGGCAUCGUCGAAGGUACUAGCCAUGGAUAUGCUUAA
Cooperia oncophora is the source of this 168-nucleotide messenger RNA. NCBI's taxonomy places the organism in Eukaryota, Metazoa, Nematoda, Chromadorea, Rhabditida, Trichostrongylidae. The record is from the annotation of a GenBank genome assembly.